GGAAAUUACGACUUCUUUUGUGCUGGAGGUGUGAAACGGCAUCUCUCCAAAACAAGUUUUAGUGACACGUUGCAUUGUAAAUAAGUUCAUGAGAUUCACUUUAAAGAAUGUCAAAUUGGUGACAUCAUGGUGUGUUUGUGGUGACCCACAGAAGCUUGAUAGGGGCUUGUAUUACUUAAUAUUGUUGCAAGCACUUCUUUAAAGGCAUUUUAUUUCGUCUUUGUACUCGAUUGACUUUACCAGGUGUUGAAAUUACACUGUAGCAUUUUAAUAAUGCAGAUGAAGAGAUAAGGUAUGCGGGCGGUUUUGCCCUAGAAGAAGAAGAAGAAAGCUUUUUCAAGAUGGUGCUAUUUGCUUCAAUAUUUCGAGCUUCCGACGGAUUGCCAUUGGUGGCGUUGACAGAUUUUGAUGGUCAGAGGUCAAAUGUAAAACAUGCACAACGUUACGUGAAGUUGAUUUCAAAGAAACUGCAUCAGCUACCAGACAGAUGCACCCUGCAAAGUGACGACUAUGUGAUACAUUUUAUUACCAUUCCUCCUCAGAACAUCAGUGUGGUGACGGUACUUGAUGUCUCCUACCCCAGUGUGCUUGGUUUCUGUUUCCUGGAGGAGGUAGAGAAGGAGUUUAUAAAGCAGUAUGACAGCAGGCAAGUCAGUGCAGCAGUUAGACCUUACACCUUCAUGGAGUUUGGGUCCACAUUGCAGAGGCAGAAGCAGCGUUAUGGCAGCCCGCGGAGCCUGAACACCAGGGUUAACGUGGCUGACAUGAGUCAACAGUUAAAGAUGAUGCCUCCAUUCCAGAUAGCCGCUGAGGAUGUGGAGCCAACAUAUGGCGGAGUGCUUCACAAGAAUGACUAUGGACCAACUGUGACGCCUGUGGCACAGCUACGCCUCCCACUGGGGUGGCUGGGGAAACUGUCCGCCAUGUUGAAUGUGAUCUGUGCUGUCCUGAACUUAACCCGCGGCAUGUCAGUUAUCAACGAUGGUCACAUCCAUGUAGAUUUAACAGAGAUCAACUCUUUUGUAUAUGGUGCUGCGUUCAUGCUCACAAGUCUCUUCUGUAUAUAUCAGAUAUUCCUGCUGUAUACCCACUAUUCCUCCAUAUUUCAGAUAUUCCUGCUGUAUACCCACUAUUCCUCCAUAUUUCAGAUAUUCCUGCUGUAUACCCACUAUUCCUCCAUAUUUCAGAUAUUCCUGCUGUAUACCCACUCUCGCUGGAAGAAGUCCAAGACGUACGUGACCAGUAUACUGAUGUGUCUGUGUCAGCUGGUCACGUGGGAGCUGAGGAACCUCCUGCAGAUAGGGUUCCACUUCCUGGCAAAUCUUCUCAUUACUUUUAUCAUUCUGUAUAGACUCGGCUUGAAUAAAGUCCCGGAUUACCACGUUUAAAUAUAUCACUGUCAACAUGCUUUCAAAAAGAAAAAAAAAUGUCAUGUUCGUCUUUCAAUUAUUUUGCUAACCUUUUUUUAAGUACCCAGUAUGUGUAUACCUGUAUUUCAACAUGAUUUCUCAUUUAAUCAAAAAGAAAAUAAAAUGAA
Messenger RNA from Lingula anatina, 1537 nucleotides. RefSeq names its product vesicle-trafficking protein SEC22a. Lineage: Eukaryota; Metazoa; Brachiopoda; Lingulata; Lingulida; Lingulidae. Gene Ontology annotation, molecular function: SNAP receptor activity. Gene Ontology annotation, biological process: endoplasmic reticulum to Golgi vesicle-mediated transport; retrograde vesicle-mediated transport, Golgi to endoplasmic reticulum. The record is from RefSeq and is a predicted model, not a curated record.